Messenger RNA from Exophiala oligosperma, 2536 nucleotides. RefSeq lists its product as uncharacterized. The record is from RefSeq and is a predicted model, not a curated record. Bases 1 to 2364 code for a protein of 787 amino acids. Gene Ontology annotation, biological process: DNA-templated transcription; positive regulation of transcription by RNA polymerase II. The transcript has 5 exons. Gene Ontology annotation, molecular function: sequence-specific DNA binding; zinc ion binding. Gene Ontology annotation, cellular component: nucleus. Lineage: Eukaryota; Fungi; Ascomycota; Eurotiomycetes; Chaetothyriales; Herpotrichiellaceae.
AUGGCCGCAUGCCUUGUGAGCCUUGUCAAGACUUCGACCGACGGGCAACGAACGGCAGGAGCACCUCGAACCAAGAUUCUCGAAGAUCGACUACGACGCGCCAAAGCCUUGCUCUAUAAGAUACAAGCUCAAAACCCUUCAGCGCAGCACAAUGUCGAGAUCAGUAGUAUCUUCGAGUCUCCGCCUGGAUCACCAUCAUCCGUAUCGGAUACACCGGGUUUGGCGGAUGACAAUCCCGGAGAUCACCUCGAGAACAUGCUGGACGGUCGAGGUCGAUUGACUGCCAACAAAAAAUCCACCGAAUAUUAUGGAGGUGGCUCAGGAUUUGCCUUUCUUCAACGUACUCAGGAGCUCUUCAACCCCGAAGCCGCAUUACAUGGACACCCAAGGACCGGUAACAUUGGUUCGGACGUUAUCUCCAGGUUGUUUGACUCUCCACUUCCAGACAAGCAAGCUCUUGCUACGGACGUCCCUUUCUCUCAACUGCUGCCUUCGAGACAAACAGCUACAGGCUUGCUGAACAUAGUGUUCGGCCAGACAUAUCACUUGUUGCACUUCCUCCACGAGCCUGCCUUCCAGAAACAAACGGAACGUAUCUACGACUUGGAUCCUAUCGAAUUUUCAGAUUCAGACCAUGACUUUCUGCCUUUGUUCUAUGCUGUUACUGCCCUGGGGUAUCUAUUCAACGGACAACUCCACCGUAGUUAUGGCUGUAAAGGGGCGGUCAACCAAGCGAUGCGCCAUUUCAUUGCCGCACGCAGAAUGGUAAAUCUUGAUCAUUGUACAGACAUUCUAAGCUUACAAACUAUCCUUUGCUUCAUUCUUUUUCUAAUGUCCACGGCUCGCCUCGCAUCUGCCCAUACUUAUAUCGGACUGGCUGUGGCAGCCUCUAUGAGGAUGGGACUUCAUACGCAGGCGUGUUCGACCCUUGAGCAUCUCACGGAGUUGGAAAAGGAUAUUAGACGUCGAGUGUUUUGGACCAUCGUCAAACUUGACAUCUACAGUGGCACCGUCCUCGGACUGCCGGGGAUGAUUAAUUUAGACUAUGUUGACCAGAUAAAGCCUAGCGGUCAUAUCAAAGAUUAUGCGGACGAACAUCACGGCGGCUUCGUUUCCCUCAAAACGAAGCGUUUACUUGCAGCUUCUGCUCAAUAUUUCGAAGUCUUAGGGAUUACAAGCAAAGUCAGUCAGAAACUCUACCCCAAAACAAACGAAGAAGCCCAUCGAGGGAACGAGUCAAAAAUAUAUGUCAGUAACGCAAUAAUUUUGGAAAUCGAAGAAGAUUUCAAACAAUGGCGUGAAGGACUGCCAGAUGCCCUUGGCUCGGAUGACGAGACCGAAUCUAUGAGCAGUGUGCUAUACGAACUCGAAAUGGUUCACAACUUUGGACAUAUUCUACUCUACAGGCCAUUCUUACAUUAUCUGGCGAGAACACGGGAAGAUCAACCUCCGGAUCCGCGCUUGAUACGCUGUGCGACUGCGUGUGUCAAGAUUUCGAGAACGACCAUCUCACGGUCUGCUGGGAUGCUCAAGAAUGGAUUUCUAGCUCCUGCAGCAUGGCAAUCUGUGUACACAAUUUUUUUAUCGCUGGUAACGCUUGUUUUCUAUCUUGCCACUCAACAUGGAAACCCUGAGUGCAAUGCCAUUCAGCGGGAAGCGGAGGAGGGAAUCCGAAUUUUGGCCAGGACUUCGUGCCAGGACAUUGGAUCAAAGAGGUGCUUGGAUGUAUUGAGGGUCCUGAUUCGCAGAUUGUCACACAUUGUUGAUCUGGAUGUGGAUGAUGUAUGCACUUCAGUUGUACCACUCUGUAACAAUCCCAAUGACGAUGAUGAUGAGGCCCUUCCAGAACAAAGUGAAUCUAUGAACCCUGCGCGAGCCGAGGUUUCCUCCUCAGAUACUUCAGCAAGCAGAGUUGGAAGACUCAUGAUUCUCCCAUCACAUCCACCACAGAAUGUCCAGCCUCCCCCAACAUAUCGUUCUCGAUCAACACCGGUAGCCGUACACGGUGUUAAUGUACCGGGUUAUCAGCAAAUGCACUACCCAGCGACCACUCCAAUGUGGGAUUCGUCAGGAAGGACUCCGUUAGCUGGUCAAACCCAAUACUUCACUUCCCAUUCUUUACCUUAUAGCAUGUCGCCACCACCUCCGCCUACCAGGUCCGAUGGCACAGAGCAGUAUGGCUCUGCGCAGAUGGAAGUGCCUUAUACCCAAGGUUUUGCCUGGCCAUUCUCACUACAAGGUGAUAACACCGGUGCUAGUCAUCCCUCAGGCAGAGAGUCACAUCCCGGCCAGAUGAAUACGUUGACAGAGCAGGAUAUUGCUGCAUUCAUGCGGAUCAACCCUGGGGAAGAGCCUUUUCUGUAAGCAGAGCCUACCGCGUUCGACCACAAGUCGACUGCCUGUCAUUGUCAGGAACGAGUGGAGUCGCGAGCCCCCCUGCCCCUCGUGAUCGACAUCUACAGCAUGACCUAGCUUUCACGCCAUCAGUCGAGGUACCGAUGGGAUCUGUCCUAUACCAGACAAUGCAGAUGAGCCC